UAAGAAUCCUAAAAUUCUAGAGAACGGUCACAUCUUAGAAAAUUUCAUAAUUCGAACCUGGCACACCUAAUGCAAUUUUAGCCAGCCAAUUUCUGAAUAAAAUGUCCGCAGCGUCGGAUCAGGAUCCCGUAGAAUUGAUGCUUAAGAAGACGGGCUGUAUAGAGCUCCAUUACAAGGUCCAGGAGUGUAUUGCCGAGACUGGUGACUGGCGGGCGUGCCAGGACAAAGUGAAGGAGUUCAGAGCGUGCAUGCAAAAGUACGUGGAACAGCAGACCCAAAAGUAUGCCCACGUCAAGUAGCAUUUUGCAGAAGUUC
Drosophila serrata is the source of this 315-nucleotide messenger RNA. RefSeq lists its product as uncharacterized. Gene Ontology annotation, cellular component: mitochondrial intermembrane space. NCBI's taxonomy places the organism in Eukaryota, Metazoa, Arthropoda, Insecta, Diptera, Drosophilidae. Gene Ontology annotation, biological process: mitochondrial respiratory chain complex IV assembly. The record is from RefSeq and is a predicted model, not a curated record.